Messenger RNA from Pieris macdunnoughi, 1008 nucleotides. Lineage: Eukaryota; Metazoa; Arthropoda; Insecta; Lepidoptera; Pieridae. The record is from the annotation of a GenBank genome assembly.
AUGUCUCUGGAAUUGGAAGAUGUGACCUGGCCCACCGGUGACGUUUUUGAGGAUUUCCUCUUUGUAUUUCGACGAUGUUUGGCAAAGUAUCUGGACAUCGGGGAGGAUAUGAACGUGCCUGAUGACUUUACACAAAGCGAAUUGCAAACCGGAAAGUGGUGGCGACAUCUACUUGCUGGUGGAAUCGCUGGCGCCUUUAGUCGAACGUGCACUGCACCACUUGAUAGACUUAAAGUAUUUUUACAGGUAAAUCCCACAAGAGAAAACAUGGUACGGUGUUUAGCUAGAAUGAUUAAUGAAGGUGGUAUUAAUGGUCUGUGGAGAGGCAACGGAAUCAAUGUAAUAAAAAUUGCCCCCGAGUCGGCUAUAAAGUUCGCAGCAUAUGAACAAGUGAAGCGACUGAUAAAGGGCGAAAAAAAGAAUCAGCCCCUAGAAAUCCACGAGCGGUUUAUAGCUGGAGCGUCGGCUGGUGCAAUUAGCCAAACUGUGAUUUACCCAUUAGAGGUGCUAAAGACAAGAUUAGCUUUAAGGAAAACGGGUCAAUAUCUAGGUAUAUUGGACGCGGCACGGAAGAUAUAUGCGAGAGAAGGACUGAAGUGUUUCUAUAAAGGAUACAUUCCAAAUAUUUUGGGGAUAGUGCCUUAUGCAGGCAUCGACCUCGCGGUCUACGAGACUCUAAAGAAGAAGUACAUUAGUAAAUAUCAAGCGAACAAUUCGCAGCCGGGAAUAUUACUGUUGCUGGCCUGCGGAAGUACGUCUUGCACUUUGGGACAAGUGUGCUCCUACCCCUUGGCUCUAGUACGAACAAGGCUCCAAGCCCAAGAGAGGUCAGCAAAGGGCGCAGAGGGCACCAUGAGCGGUGUGUUCCGUGAUAUAGUGCAGCGGGAAGGAUUCCGGGGCCUUUACCGCGGUAUAACUCCUAACUUCAUAAAGGUGAUUCCUGCCGUUUCCAUUUCGUACGUGGUGUACGAAUACGCCAGCCGCUCGCUCGGCGUCAACAUGACGUGA